UGGUCUUAAUUUUCUAAUAACCUCCAGGAUCUCUUUGCAGGAAAUGUUUUGAUUAUUUUGUUUGUUUAUAUUUUCUUCGAGUCUGGUUUGAUACUGUUAGAGAUGUCCUGCUCUUACGCAGAAGGGCUCUCGCCCUACGAGAACAAAGGGAAGCUCGGCCUCAAAGAAAUAUUUGACACUGAAGAUGUAGUUGCUGAAAAAGUGAAGGAGCUGGCAAGUUGGAUUGAAAAUGCUAAACAUGUCGUCGUCCAUACAGGGGCGGGAAUCAGCACAUCAGCAGGCAUACCGGAUUUUAGAGGUCCAAAUGGUGUCUGGACACUGGAGGAAAAAGGAGAAAAGCCCACAUUAAAUAUUUCUUUUGACGAUGCUGUACCAACAAAGACUCACAUGGCAUUACUCAAACUUUUUCAAGAAGGUAAAAUACAUUAUAUAAUCAGCCAAAAUAUAGAUGGUCUACAUUUAAAAUCUGGACUUAGUAGAAAAUAUUUAGCUGAACUUCAUGGUAACAUGUUUGUCGAAGAGUGUGGUACAUGCAAGAGACAAUUUGUUCUUAAAUCUGCUACAACAUCAGUCGGUAAGAAAAAUUUAAAUCGACCCUGUUUGUCCACAAAGGUCAACGGGAGGCGAUGUAGAGGGAAAACGUAUGACACCAUUCUUGAUUGGGAGCACAACCUCCCAGAAAAAGAUUUGGAAAUGGCAGAUUACCAUUCUUGUGUUGCAGAUUUGUCUAUUUGUCUUGGGACAACUCUUCAGAUUGUACCUAGUGGGAAUUUGCCAUUAAGUUGUAAAAAGCAAAAUGGGAAAUUAGUCAUUUGUAAUUUACAACCUACAAAACAUGACAAGAAAGCAGAUAUGAUAAUUCAUACGUAUGUAGAUCAAAUAAUGGAGAAGCUUCUCGAUCAUUUUGGUUUAGAAAUUCCCGAAUAUAAAUUGAGUCAAGACCCGACAAAAUCAGAGGAUGUCAUCGAAUGGACUGUACCAACGGAUGAGUUAGCAAAAAUGAAGAAAAUCUAUAAAGAAAAGUUUCCCUCCAUCAAGAGGAAAAAUGAAAACGGGGAAUCCUCAAAAAAGCGGCGGAGAUCUAUUAAUGCCAAGAAAGAGGAAGUUGACCAUAUUGAAACGGAGUCAAAAUAUGAUAAAAAUUUACAUGGCCUAGAAGAAGAACAAGACUGUAAAAUAAAAACUGAGCCUAAAAUUGAAAGUGAAGUAAAAGAAGAGAAUGAAGAGUCACUCACUGAUGAAAAAAUAGUACAAAACAGUAGGCAAGAUGUUGAAUUAGGCAUAAAAUUAGAAAAUGAUUGUGAACCAAAGGUACAAAAUGUGUCAGAUAUUUUCACCCGACCUUCAGUAAGUGUCAAUUGAAAACAUUUUAACUUACAUUUUAAUAUAAUUUAUUUGUUUAAUUAAAAAAAACCCAUUAAUUUCAGUUAAAAAAUCACACAUUUUAGUUUGUACAUAUGAUUCUUUUAAUAAAAAAAUAAUUAAUUAAUUAAAAAACAACUUUACUAUUUUGAAAGUUGUGAAAUUUUUCUGUCCUGUGAGGUGAUGAAACUGUAAUUUGGUUUGUUCGGUCAGACAUUUUCAGCAUUUCGCCAUCUUCAGUGUUCUAUCAUAACACUGUGAAAUGCCAAAAUGUGUCUUGACAGAUCAACCCAGUGAGGAUAAGCAGAACAAAAUGAUCAGUAAAGAUAAAAUUACACUUUCUGUAAUAGUUAUUAAAAGAAUUAGUCAUAUUGCAGUAAUCUUUACCCAGAAAUGUUCUAAGUUUUGAGACACCAUUAAUAUAAAGAGUGAGAUUUCAUGUAAUGUAGUUUUAUGUGCCCAUACACAAAACAUCACUGGAAAAACUUAUUUGCUUUGCAUCAGGUGAACAUAUUUAGCCAUAAAAUAUAUCAAAUUUUAACCAAACCCAUGUAUUAAAAGUAAUGUGUUUAUUACAGUAUAAAUAGUUUAAUAGUGUAAAUGAUGUAAAUGCCAUUCAGAAUAAUAGACUUUUCAAAAUAGUUGUCCAACACAACUAAUAUAAAAAUAAAUAAAUAAAAGAAA
Cimex lectularius (bed bug) is the source of this 2046-nucleotide messenger RNA. RefSeq names its product NAD-dependent protein deacetylase Sirt6 (gene Sirt6). The record is from RefSeq and is a predicted model, not a curated record. The coding region runs from base 103 to 1362 and encodes 419 amino acids. Lineage: Eukaryota; Metazoa; Arthropoda; Insecta; Hemiptera; Cimicidae. Gene Ontology annotation, molecular function: NAD+ binding. The transcript has 7 exons.